AUGCUGCUACGCCAUUUAUUCUGCAUUCUUACCUUACUGGUGAGCUGCUCCUUUCUUUGUGUGUUGGCUGAGGCGGUUGAACCGGAUAGUCUUGCUCCUGAUGUUGCUACUGCUUGCCCUGAAGCUUCUGAUGGUCCUGCGAAGCCUCCGUGUUCUCGUGAGGAACCGGGUGAUGGUGGUGGUGGUCUCGGUGGUGAGGUGUCUCAACUGCCACACACUAAAAAGUCAACCAAACAUCAGGAAGGUAGUGGAUUACCUGGGGAAUCAAAGGAACAAACACAGGUAAUAAGUAUUCCACUGUCAGACCCACUGCAGCAAGAGACUCUACCUCACAAUGAUGACCAUUCUUCUCGAUCUGUUGGUGCUGGUGCUGCAGCAGGAGCGAAGGCCGAUGUUGUUGUGGGUUCUCAAGGUCUUGCUAAAGGUACAGAAACUCCAGUAGCUCAAAAGGCUCCGAAUACAUUGACUGACCAAAGUGUCACCUCUAAGACUGUUUUAGAGAAUUCUAAUCUUCAGCCCGGUGAAAAAGAUAAGGAAGCAAUGCCAGCAGAUGCAUCUUCAAAGAUGGACUUAGGACCAUCACGAAACGGACCUCAACCUGCAACAACCGUGGAGGGAACAUCACAUUCAGACAGUGAACCGAAUACAAGUGACACCAGAACAUCAGAAAAUGCAGAGACCACUCCAACAAAU
This is a messenger RNA of Trypanosoma theileri, 693 nucleotides long. RefSeq lists its product as uncharacterized. Lineage: Eukaryota; Euglenozoa; Kinetoplastea; Trypanosomatida; Trypanosomatidae. The record is from RefSeq and is a predicted model, not a curated record. The annotation marks the transcript as partial. The transcript has a single exon.